Molecule: messenger RNA, 1964 nt
Organism: Aplosporella prunicola CBS 121167
Lineage: Eukaryota; Fungi; Ascomycota; Dothideomycetes; Botryosphaeriales; Aplosporellaceae
Product: GMC oxidoreductase
Exons: 10
Coding region: 93-1964 (623 amino acids)
Biological process (GO): secondary metabolite biosynthetic process
Molecular function (GO): flavin adenine dinucleotide binding; oxidoreductase activity, acting on CH-OH group of donors
Source: RefSeq, a predicted model, not a curated record
CAGUCCGGGUGUUGCGGGGGCUCUGCAAUGACUUGUAAGCAGUACUCAUAUAUGCAUCGUUGGCGGCCGCAUUGGAAGGGCUACAUUGAGCAAUGCAUCUCGCCCUUUACGUGCCUGCAGUACUUACUGCUCUUUCUCUCGCGCCCUCUGUCUCUGCCGAUCUCUUCUUAAAGCAACAAAACGGCCACACACGUCUUGCCGGGACGUCUUUCGGAGUUAGCGGUAUCAAUGCGACUUUUGACUAUGUGAUUGUAGGAGGAGGGACCGCAGGCCUCACUGUAGCUAGUCGCCUUGCUGAAUAUGGAAAGUUUUCAGUUGCGGUGGUAGAGGCGGGAGGGUUUGCAGAGAUUGAGAAUGGCAAUCUCUCACAGAUUCCGGCCAUGGCUCCGAGGUUCGCAUCUGACAGCAUCGAAGAUAUCCAGGCAGCUGUUGAUUGGGGCAUCAUCACUGAGCCGGAACCGACAUUGAACAACCGGCGCUUGCACUACACGCAGGGGAAAUGUUUAGGAGGCAGCUCUGUACGCAAUUACCUUGUAUACCAGAGGUCAACAAAAGGCUCCUUCCAACGUUGGGCAGACGUGGUGGGAGACCAGAGUUUCACGUUUGACGACAUUCUCCCCUACUUUAAGCGCAGUGUUACCUUUACGCCUCCAAACUACGUCAAACGCGGGCCGCACUCGAACAUUCUAUACGACUCCGAAGCCUUUGACUCAAGCGGCGGCCCCUUGCAAGUAUCGUAUGCUAACUAUUAUUCGCCAACAUCGCUGUAUGUGAAGCGAGGAUUCGAGAAGCUGGGCCUAGCAGAAACUGCAGGGGCUCAGAGCGGGAAGCUCCUUGGCUUCACUGAGUAUCCGUAUACAUUAGACCCUGAUGACGCAACUAGAAGUUCCUCCGAGACGUCGUUUCUACAGUAUGCUAUGUUAUCAACGAACCUACAAAUCUACCAACACACCCUGGCUAAACGUAUACUUUUUAACGGGUCAAAGAGUGCAAACAGUGUGCUCGUAGAUACCUCCGGUGCUUCGUAUAUCCUUACCGCGAAUAAGGAAGUUAUUAUUUCAGCAGGAGCGUUGCGGUCUCCACAACUCCUUAUGGUUUCCGGGAUUGGCCCGCGUAAUACGCUCAUGGCUCAUGGCAUCCCGGUACUAUCAAACCUGGAAGGGGUGGGCAAGAACUGGAUUGAUCAGCCAUUCUUUGGGCCGGUGUAUUCCACAGAUGUGGUUACGCAGUCGCAGUUAACAAACAACGCAUCCUUUUUUUCGGAUGCGCUGCAAUCAUACCUUGGCAAUGCAUCAGGCCCUUUGACGACGUCAGUGGCUAACUAUCUCGCAUGGGAGAAGCUUCCCGCCUCGUAUCGCACAGCCCUUAGUUCCAGCACCAUCGCCGACCUCGAUGCCUUUCCUGAGGAUUGGCCAGAUAUACAGAUAGACCCCAUUCCCAGCGCAGCCGUCGCCACCAACGGCACUGGCAACUACUUCUCCAUCUACAUGACGCUGCAGACGACCACAUCACGAGGUAACGUGACUAUAAGCUCAGCCGACACGUCAGAUAACCCUGUAGUGCGACUGAAUUGGCUGACCACGAGCACCGACCGCGAGGUUGCCGUAGCCGCUUUUAGGCGCGCACGCGAGGUAGCUGUGGCGACGGGGCUGGCGGCUCUGGAAGACGAAGCAGCGCCGGGCCCAACAGUGCAGAGCGAUGCAGAUAUCCUUGAAUACAUCGCGGAUACUGCGACGGCUAUAUUCCACGCCUCUGGCACAUGUACAAUGGGCAGGCCAGAAAAUCCACAAGCUGUAGUUGAUUCUGCUGGCCUCGUAUAUGGCGUAGAGGGCUUGCGUAUCAUCGAUGCAAGCAUCUUUCCCAUUCUCCCACCCGGUCAAACCCAGGCAAACAUCUCUAACGGAAAUGAAGACAUGCUCGCAGAAAAGAUAGCAGAUCAAAUUCUAGAACUAAGCAAUAAAUGA